Parascedosporium putredinis is the source of this 1032-nucleotide messenger RNA. The record is from the annotation of a GenBank genome assembly. NCBI's taxonomy places the organism in Eukaryota, Fungi, Ascomycota, Sordariomycetes, Microascales, Microascaceae.
AUGAACUAUAUUCAUCUCACUCAGACCCUUGUUGAAAGUUUCAACGCAUUGGCCGAUGAGGUGCAAAGCUUGACGGACCGGAAAACGGUUCUGGAACAUAAACUUCGCUUCGCCCACGAGCAGUUCCAGUACCUCGCCGACAAGCAUGCACCCGCCGCGCCGGAAAUCUCGGAGACACUGGCCAAGCUUCAAAUACCGUCCGAACUAACCCUACCAUCGGUCAAAGCCGCCAACACUGUACCCCUACCCAAGCGUGGGGUCACGGAUGCAAGCCAUCAGAUCGCCUUGCUGAUUCGAGACGGCCGACGCGUUGCCCACCAGCUCGCCUCCGUUGCUGAGCCAAGCAAGACCAGCCUCUCGAGCAGAGAGACGUUUUCUCGCCUGUCCCAUCCCGUUAGUUCCAUGUCGACUGCUGCUCUAGAGCAAGACUUCACUGUAGAAGGGAAGAAGGGCUCGCUGGCUUGUCCGUUCUCCGCCCCGGACAAGCAAGAUGCGGACGGUGCCGACGAGGAUGAGGGAGCUGCGGCUAGGGAUCUUCCCGACCUCACCCCUCACCAAUCAACCGACCCCAUCUGUGCCGCCAUGUUUGAAGAGGCAACCUCCCAGCCUGCCAACUCAGCUGUGAAUAAGUGCCCGAUUCGGUUUCUAGACAAGCACUCACCAGAAGAGAUUGCCCACUACGUCAAGACUUACAAACAUGAGCUUCCUCGAAGCCAUGCUAUCUGUGUUGAAAGGUACCAGAGAAACGAGGAUCAAGUGAGGAAGUUGGAUGCCAAGUAUGGCAACAUGGUCAGCAUGAUAGAAGGCCUGGGCCAACUGCACAAACCGAUGCUUCCCGUCUCGGAGGAGCGUGAUGGUGACGAAGUGGAUGUGGAUGCAUCAAACCAACGCGUGGAGAACUGGGCGCAAGAAGUCAGCGCGAAUACGGCAGAGUAUCCGGCCACACCUGAAUUCCCUUCAGGCAAUGUCGAGAGCGAGACGCAACAUGGAGGUGAUGACUUGCCGGACGACCACGAGAGAGAGCCAUUUUGA